Messenger RNA from Aspergillus puulaauensis, 1149 nucleotides. It is a transcript of the gene PEX16, whose product is annotated as peroxisomal membrane protein PEX16. Gene Ontology annotation, biological process: peroxisome organization. NCBI's taxonomy places the organism in Eukaryota, Fungi, Ascomycota, Eurotiomycetes, Eurotiales, Aspergillaceae. Gene Ontology annotation, cellular component: peroxisomal membrane. The transcript is spliced from 4 exons. The record is from RefSeq and is a predicted model, not a curated record. Bases 1 to 1149 code for a protein of 382 amino acids.
AUGGAAGCCGCUCAGAAGUCUAAAAAUCCGGUUCCCGCCGUCCUCCUACAACCAUCCAAGUGGCUACCACUUUACGAGGACUUCGUGACAAAAAAUGCGAGUUCAAUAGGCCAGGUUGAAUCGGCAUUAAGGUCGUUGACGUACAUUAUUCCAGGACGCUAUCGCGAUUCAGAGAUACCCUCAGAAUGUGUUCAUUCAGGAGUUCAGCUGCUAUCGCUGUAUCAUGAUUCGUUGAUCUCAAAAGUCAUCUCUAACCUACCACCGACCAUUCGUCGACCAACACCGAACCCCCACACCCGAUACACAAAGUAUUGGUCGUCAGAGUCUUCCUUAUAUCAAAAAGUCGCUCUCACACUCCAAACUGUACAGUAUACGGAGCUGCUAUGGGAAAUGAUCGCGCGGCGCCGUGGCGAUAAAGUCCGCUGGCGCGUGGUUGUCCUUGUUGAAUUCGUGAAGGCAAUAUGUCGCCUUUUUCUACUACGGCUCACAAACUCGCGGCCGCUAGUUAGUCCUCCCUUACCUGAACGCGAAGUAGAUCCUAGGUCUCAGGAAGAAGAUGGAGGGGAUUGGAACGGAAUGGAGUCCCCUGUCAGCGAACGGUCUUCCGACCUUAAUUGGACCAUGCCUCGUACUGGGUUAUCACUUCCUUCUUUGCCCGACGUUAAUGAUGUUUCAAAUUAUCUCAUAUCCAAGGUCCUGACCGCGGAUGAUAUCAAACCUCCGAAAGCGCUUCUGCAUAGGGUCACCGGUCAAGGACAAUUGGCGGAAAUUCUACACAUCCUUCGGCCAGUUGUUUAUGCACUUGCGCUACAGAGAUGGAGUGGUGACAAGCGGAGCUGGAGGCCAUGGUUGAUCGGCUUUGGUAUGGAAUACGGCUGCCGACAAUUAGCCAAGGCCGACCUCCGGGAGAGAGUCACUGGCGGCCUCCGCGGACUGACCGGCCUCGAGCGAGAGGAGCUGAAGAAGAGGGGCUGGUCGAUGGGUUGGUGGUUGAUGCGAGGAGCUUUCUAUGAGAACAUUACCAAGUCUACAUUAAAGGGGUUCACUGGAAAGAUGAAGGGUAAGCCACUUCUUGAUCUAGUGGGCAGCAUCAUUGAGGACUACGAAUAUCUUUGGGACAACUAUUAUUUUUCGACUGCGACACUCUAA